AUGAUAUCGAACGAGUCAUGCCUACGAUUUUUAGAGCAGUACCUUGACGGAGAACCAAAAGAGCUCAUCAAAGGCUGUUUUCACAAAGGCUCACAAGGUUACGAAGAAGCGAGAAAGAUUUUGAAGGAGAAGUAUGUCAUCUCUAACGCGUACAUCCUUAAGGCAACCGAGUGGCCUUCAGUAUCUUAUGAUCCGAAGUCUCUCAAUAAGUUUUCAAGUUUCCUGACGCAAUGUCGAACCGCGAUGUCAUCUCUCGCAUACCUAUCUGUUCUAGAUCAUCUACAUAAUAUUCAAAGUCUGGUUAGCAAGCUACCUUUUAGUCUUCAAGACCGCUGGAGGAGAGAAGCCAGUAAGAUGAGAGAGCGCAACGAAGGAAUACCAGGAUUUGCGGCAUUUGCUCAGUUUAUGAAAAUCGAGGCGAAAGUGCAAGCCGACCCAGUCUUCUUGCUUGAAGCUCUGAGUAGACAUCAAGGCAAACAAGAAAUCAAGUCAGGUGUAAACGCGAAGUUUAAGAAGGUGAAUCAACCUAAAAAGAAAGUUCGCUUAACUGGUGUCGAAGAAGAAAAAGAAGAGAAGUGUGCUUGUUGCAAGAAAGCGAGUCACGACUUAGAUGAUUGCAGAGAAUACCUUAAGAAAUCCCUAAGAGACAGACAAACUUUUCUCCAAGAGAAUAAACGUUGCUACGCGUGCUAUGGAUUGUAUCACAGAUCCAGAGGAUGUCUUGCAAAACAUACAUGUAAGAAGUGCAAAGGGAACCACCCAACCGGUUUACAUGACGAUGACUUCAGACCUUCAAGAAGACGUAGCUACACAAGAUGCAUCAGCGCAAACCGGCUCACAAAAUAG
Molecule: messenger RNA, 846 nt
Organism: Nematostella vectensis (starlet sea anemone)
Lineage: Eukaryota; Metazoa; Cnidaria; Anthozoa; Actiniaria; Edwardsiidae
Exons: 1
Coding region: 1-846 (281 amino acids)
Source: RefSeq, a predicted model, not a curated record